AUGGAUGAGUUUGCACAGACCGGAGCGCAACAGGAUGAUUUGUUUGACGACAUCCAGUACGACCAGUCAAUGCAGACGCGAGCUCCAGACGACUUGUUCACCCAUGACAUACAACCUGUACAUCAAGACGUCCAAGACGCUACCGAGCCCGAGACACAGGCCGAGUCUGCCGUCCCACCAGAAGUCAACCUGCCUACUGCCACAGCUGUAUCACCGUCAGAUCCAUCACCAGCUUCCAAAGAAUCAAGUCCAAUUCCCACGAGCUCUACGCCAAGUCGCCCACGUGGUGCUGCCAGAGGACGUGGAAGAGGCAGGGGCCGUAACAAUCAGGAUCGCAGCAACCAGGACCGUGCCAACCAGGACCGCAGCAGACUGGACCGUACCAACCAGGACCGUGGCAAUUUAGACCGUAGGAACCAGGACCGCAACAACCAAGACCGUACUACACAAAACCGCAGCAACCAAGACCGCAAUACUGAAGAUCGCAAAACUCACGACCGCAAAAACACAGAUCGCAGCAACACCGAUCCUCGUCGCAACAAUCAGGAUCGCAACAAGAGUGAUGCUCGUCGUAACAACCAGGACCGGAUCAAGAAGGAUGCUGAACUCAAGGAUGCUCAGCCCAAGGAUGCCCAACCCAAGGAUGUUCAAUCCAAGGAUGCCCAACCUAAAGACGCCCAGUCAAGGGAUACGGCCGAACCACAAGAUCAACAACUACCAGCUGCUCCUACCGAACCAUCCAAACCGACCACAAAUGCCGUACGUGGUGACCGGACUGCGACCGGAGGCCUACGCAAGCCAAAGCUGAGCGAGCAAGAGCUCGCCGACAAGAUGUCCAAGAUCUCACUGAAAAACGAGAAACUCGCUGCCGCCCAUGCUCGUGCUGAGGAAGACGCUGCCAAUUUUGCCGAGCGUGAAGAGGUCGCUGCUAAGCGUAGACAAGAAGAACGUAGAGAUAGACAGCAGAUGAUGGGCGAAAGAGAGAAGAAUAGAUUGCGGAAACUCAAAGCCGUGGGUGGUAGGGAAUGGGACGCCGAGAAGCCGGAUGAUGCAGAUGCCUUUGGAGGUCCUAGACAGCCCGCCGGUCGGGGACGUGGUGCGCAUGGUGGUGUUACCGGCCAGCGGAAUCCAGGAAGCUCUCGUGAGGGCUUCGGAGGUGACAAAGAAGACUACACUGAUGGACGCGAAUACAUGUAUCGCGAGGAUAGAGGUAGGGGAAGAGGUCGUGGAAGAGGAGGUCGUGGUGGAUCAGGCAGAGGUGGACGUGCUCCUCAAGAAGAGAAACCAUCCUCUCAAUCUGGUCCCAGGCCUGAAGAUUUCCCAGAUCUGUCGAGCGCGGCACCAGCUCCUAAGUUCGAUACCGCGCCACCACCAACCAUGGCCUUCCCAACAAAGGCAAAGAUGGAAAGGAUUGACCUGGAUGAACAAAUCACUCCUGGCAUGGAGAAAAAGUCCUGGGCUGAUAUGAUGGAGUAA
Molecule: messenger RNA, 1476 nt
Organism: Aureobasidium subglaciale EXF-2481
Lineage: Eukaryota; Fungi; Ascomycota; Dothideomycetes; Dothideales; Saccotheciaceae
Exons: 1
Coding region: 1-1476 (491 amino acids)
Source: RefSeq, a predicted model, not a curated record